AUGAAUUCUACUAGUGCUAGCAACAGCAACACACCCACUCCUACGCCACCUACUAGAGAAUCCACUCCAAGUUCUUCGAUACCAAAAGGCAUUAAUAGAGGAAAAUCUGAUCCGGCAUGGGCACAUUGCAAGGAAGUGCCGUCAGCAAGUGGAAGGAAGGGGCUGCUAUGCUUGUAUUGCUCAAAAGUUCUCUCCGGUGAUGGUAUAAUUCGGUUUAAACAACAUUUGGCGGGAUUAAAAGGGAAUGCAGAGGCAUGUCGGAAGGUACCAAAUGCUGUUCGAUUUAGAAUGCAGGAAUGUUUGGUAGGGCACAUGAUGGAAAAGAAAAGGAAGCGCGAUAUGUUAGAUGAGCAAAAUCCAUAUGCUCCACUCUCCGAGCAUGAUGAGGAGAUAGUAGAAAUGACACCUCUCCAUUCAAAAGCAAAAGGGAAGGCAACUCAAGAUACCCAAUCAAAGGCAGCGCCGUCAAACAAGAUGAAAAUUAAUUCAUACUUCGAACCGAGAACAACACCGGGAGCUCAAAGGACACUCAAGAGUGUUUUGCAAAGCAAAGAAGUCACCGAGAAGUGUGAUCUUGCCAUUUCUAAGUGGAUGUUGGCUACAAGUAUACCGUUUAAUACGGUUAAUUCUCCUUAUUACCAACAAGCAAUCGAUGCCAUUGCUAGCAUGGGGGCAGGUUAUAAAGGUCCGGGCUUUCAUGAUCUUCGAGGAUACUUAUUGACAAAAAAUGUUGAGGAGAUGAGAAAGUAUGUUGAUAGUUACCGAACUACUUGGAAAGAGACGGGUUGCACGAUAAUGGCGGACGGAUGGACAGACCAAUGCAGGAGAACUUUGAUUCAUUUUUUGGUUUAUUGUCCUAAGGGAACUGUUUUCUUGAAGUCUGUCGAUACUUCAGAUGCUUCGAAGACUGGAGAGAUGCUUUACAAAUUAUUCAGAGAGGUGGUCUUAUUUGUUGGUCAAGAGAACGUCAUUCACUUUGUGACUGACAAUGCCGCUAACUACGUGGCUGUUGGUCGCUUGUUGGAGCAGGAGUUCAGGACAAUAUUUUGGUCUCCUUGUGCGGCUCAUUGCAUUAACUUAAUUCUCAGUGAUAUUGGUAAAUUGGACGAGGUGAAUGAUAUUGUGACUCAUGCUUCGAAGAUUACUAAGUAUAUCUAUAAUCAUUGCUUUGCAUUGAAUUUGAUGAGAAAAUUCACUGGUGGACGAGAAAUUCUACGCCCUGCUCCAACUCGUUUUGCUACUAAUUUCAUUGCAUUGCAGAGUAUUUUGACACAACAGAAUGCUCUGAGGGCUAUGAUUAGUGAGCCUCUUAUUCGUGUGUUACGUAUUGUUGAUAGCGAUGAAAGGCCUGCUCUGGGAUUUUUGCUUGAAACAAUGUACAAAGCUAGGGAAGAGAUGUUGAAAAGAUUCAAUAAGAGAAAGAAGAAGAUUGAGUCAUAUAUCAACAUUCUUGAUGCUCGAUGGGAUAGGCAACUGCACAAGAACUUGCAUGCAGCUGGGUAUUGGUUGAAUCCCAAAUAUCAAUAUGACUUGACCGAGAUGGAGAAGAAUAGAGGAACGGUUUCCGGUUUGCUAGAUGUCAUAGAGAGAUACUCUUAUGGGAAGCCCUCAUUGCAGACAAAACUAACAAAUGAAAUGAAAAUUUUUAAAAAUGCUGAAGAUGAGUGGUGGAUGUGGAACUACUUCAAGGGUAGAAAUUAUGACCCAAUUGACUUCGAGAAGUUUGCUUCUUAUUCUACAUGGGUAUUAGAGGAUGAGCCAUCGGCCCUAUCAAAUGAAGAAUUGCGAACAUUUAGACGGGAUUUGCAAAUGUGCAUUCAAGAAAAUGGAAAUGAUGAUUCGUUGGAUUUGAAUUUGGAAGAUCUUGAUAUGGAUGAUGGGGCCGAAGAUAAUAUUGAUGGAGGGAAUGUCAAUGACCAAGUCCAAGAUAAUACAUUGUUUGAAGCUCCUGAAGCACCACAUGAUGUUGCAGUUGAAGACAAUAUCUGUGGAAAUUAUGGUGGAGAUUGGACUGAUUAG
Molecule: messenger RNA, 2019 nt
Organism: Punica granatum (pomegranate)
Lineage: Eukaryota; Viridiplantae; Streptophyta; Magnoliopsida; Myrtales; Lythraceae
Source: RefSeq, a predicted model, not a curated record